AGAAUCGAUUCCUUAGAAAGAAGGGACCCUCCUUCCCUUCUUUCCCUUUGGCAUGCAAGGGCCCAGGCCCCUUCUGUGCCUCCUCCUAGCCCAACACGCAGGUUCCAAGCUCUGCUAACGGCCUCCCGGGGUGUGUGGUGGGACUGAAAAUCCUCGUUCAUUGAAUUCCUAGCCUCUCAGUCCGCUCCGACCCCGCAGCCCAUGGCCGAGCCCCAGAGUAGGGCGUGAAGGCUCUGGGGAGGCCAGGGUCGCCGCUCCCCACCUCCUCCAACGCGGUGCAGUCGGUCCCCAGGACUCUCCGGGAAGGGGACUGGUGGCCCCCUGGAGCCACCCUGCCUUACAGGCCCUCCUCCCCAAAGACGUACUCCAGCAAUCUCUAGCCCUCUUGCAGCUGAGAGGAGCCCAGGAUCUCAGGCCUAAACCAGUGAAAAAUACCCCUGAACGAUGGGUGAGACGCUCUCCCAGCUGGGCUCUCGGGAGGAUGAGAACAAGUCGAUGCUGCCCUCCGGCCCAGCCUGUGGCAGCGAGGCUGCCAGCUACUCCAGCACCACCGGCAGCAGCAAGCCUUCUUGUUCCUGUGCGCCUUGUGAAAGGGCUGCUGGCGGCAGCUUUGCGACUUGUCCCACCUGCCAGGGCAGUGGGGAGAUCCCUCGAGAACUAGAGAAGCAGCUGGUGGCCCUCAUCCCCUAUGGGGACCAGAGGCUGAAGCCCAGGCACACGAAGCUCUCCGUGUUCCUGGCAGUGUUCAUCUGCCUGGUGACCUCCUCCCUCAUCGUCUUUUUCCUGUUUCCCCGGACUAUCGCCGUGCAGCCUGUAGGCCUCAACUCCUCCACGGUGACUGUUGGCGAGGCCGACAUCCACCUCAAUAUAACGAAUAUCUUGAGCAUCUCCAAUAACAACUACUACCCCAUCGCCGUGACCCAGCUGACCAUUGAGGUUCUGCACCUGUCCCUCGUGGUGGGGCAGGUCUCCAACAGCCUUCUCCUCCACAUCGGCCCUUUGGCCAGUGAGCAGGUGACUCCCUCUUGCUGGCCAGACCUGCCCACAGAUCUGUACCUGGCUGAAAAUCAAAGUCCACCAUGUGCUUCUGCACAUCCAGGGCACCCUGACCUGUUCCUACCUGAGCCAUUCAGAGCAGCUGGUCUUCCAGAGCUACGAAUAUGUGGACUGCCGGGGAAACGCAUCCAAGCCCCACUUGCUGGUCCCUCGCCCGCCGUGACCUGUCUGCUGUCGUCGAGCUGCGGGCACCUGCCGGCCUGGUCUGUAUCUCCCACCACUCCAUGGCACCCAAUAGGACGAGAGUGACUCUGCCAAAGGAAAAGCCCUGCUUUAUCAUACCCUCCCCCUGUUCACCCCCAGCAGAGGAAGCUUUCUGUGGACGUUAACUUCAUACGCACACGCACACGCACACACACCCUCACGCCCUCUCUGAUUUCCACAGGAAUGGAAGCUUGGUUCUUCUAGAAGCCAGCACCAGAUAUUCCCCUUGGUCUGUCUUGAGGAAAGUCUGACCUGACGUUUCCUCAGAGCUGCCUCAGCGGCAUGGAGUGGCUCCCACACUGUCUGUGCUGAGCACCUUGGUUGCCCAGCUCGUCCAGGGAAGACCUUUGUCCUGCCUGAAUGUGGAGAAAGCUUUCAUUUUGUCUGGCUUUUAAUACAUGGAUCCUUUCCAAGUUC
This is a messenger RNA of Orcinus orca (killer whale), 1677 nucleotides long. RefSeq names its product transmembrane protein 106A. The record is from RefSeq and is a predicted model, not a curated record. Bases 445 to 1305 code for a protein of 286 amino acids. Lineage: Eukaryota; Metazoa; Chordata; Mammalia; Artiodactyla; Delphinidae. The transcript is spliced from 7 exons.